Molecule: messenger RNA, 1992 nt
Organism: Urocitellus parryii (Arctic ground squirrel)
Lineage: Eukaryota; Metazoa; Chordata; Mammalia; Rodentia; Sciuridae
Gene: Pskh1
Product: protein serine kinase H1
Biological process (GO): protein phosphorylation
Molecular function (GO): ATP binding; protein kinase activity
Source: RefSeq, a predicted model, not a curated record
GAUAGUGGCGGCGGCGGCGGCGGCGGCGGCCGUGGCCGCGGCCGUGAGACGGUCCGCGGAGCCGCCAAGACGCCGAAGAGCCCGCCGCCCGCGCGAGGUGUAGACGGGGCACUGCCUGCAGAGCAGGUCCUGCCAGCCUCGCUGGAGAGGAUGCCCCCGAGUCCGUGAUGGGCUGUGGGACAAGCAAGGUUCUUCCUGAGCCGCCCAAGGAUGUCCAGCUGGAUCUGGUCAAGAAGGUGGAGCCCUUCAGUGGCACUAAGAGUGAUAUAUACAAACAUUUCAUCACAGAGGUGGACAGUGUUGGCCCUCUCAAAGCUGGGUUCCCAGCUGCUAAUCAGUAUGCAAACUCCUGUUCUGGUGCCCCCACUACUGGCCACACAGAGCCUCCCUCAGAACCACCACGCAGGGCCAGGGUGGCAAAGUACAGGGCCAAGUUUGACCCACGUGUUACAGCUAAGUACGACAUCAAAGCCCUCAUUGGCCGAGGCAGCUUUAGCCGAGUGGUACGUGUGGAGCACCGGGCAACCCGGCAACCAUAUGCCAUCAAGAUGAUAGAGACCAAGUACCGAGAAGGGCGGGAGGUGUGUGAAUCAGAGCUGCGUGUGCUGCGCCGGGUGCGCCAUGCCAACAUCAUUCAGCUGGUGGAGGUGUUUGAGACGCAAGAGCGAGUGUACAUGGUAAUGGAGCUGGCCACCGGUGGUGAGCUGUUCGACCGCAUCAUUGCCAAGGGUUCCUUCACUGAGCGGGAUGCUACGAGGGUGCUGCAGAUGGUGCUGGAUGGUGUUCGAUACCUGCAUGCCCUGGGCAUCACACACCGAGACCUCAAGCCUGAGAAUUUGCUCUACUACCAUCCAGGCACUGAUUCCAAGAUCAUCAUCACUGACUUUGGCCUGGCCAGUGCCCGMAAGAAGGGCGAUGACUGCCUGAUGAAGACCACCUGUGGCACGCCUGAGUACAUUGCUCCUGAGGUCCUCGUCCGCAAGCCAUACACCAACUCUGUGGACAUGUGGGCACUGGGUGUCAUUGCCUACAUCCUGCUCAGUGGUACCAUGCCCUUUGAGGAUGACAACCGCACCCGGCUAUACCGGCAGAUCCUCAGGGGCAAGUACAGUUAUUUGGGGGAGCCCUGGCCCAGUGUAUCCAAUCUGGCCAAGGACUUCAUUGACCGCCUGCUGACAGUGGACCCUGGAGCCCGUAUGACUGCACUACAGGCCCUGAGGCACCCAUGGGUGGUGAGCAUGGCAGCCUCUUCAUCCAUGAAGAAUCUGCACCGCUCCAUCUCCCAGAACCUCCUCAAGCGUGCCUCCUCACGCUGCCAGAGCACCAAGUCGGCCCAGUCCACCCGUUCCAGCCGCUCCACACGUUCCAACAAGUCACGCCGAGUGCGGGAGCGGGAGCUGCGAGAGCUCAACCUCCGCUAUCAGCAACAAUACAAUGGCUGAGCCACCAGCUGUGGCACAAAUACGACAUGGUCCCAGACUGGCUGGGCUCGGCUGUGCCCUCUGGGCCUGACAUCCUCUGUGAAGACAGGCCUCAUGGUUAGUGGUAUAUAGAGAAUGUCUGGCCCUGGCCCUUUCUCUGUGCCUUUAGCAGCCCCUGACCUUAUCAUGGGCCUGGGCCUGGUGUGAUGGAGUCGAGGUAGCCCAGGAGGGUCAUGACUCCCCUGAAAUGGGAGCCUGGCCUGGCACUGAUACCCUUUUUGGUGGGUAGCUGCUUUGUGACUUGGGGAAAGGGACAGGACCUGGCCUUCACUGUCUUCCUCAUUCUUUGGAUCUUUUCCAACUGAAGGGUCCUGCAGUCCUGGGAGUGAAGGGUGUCCUAUGGUCCAGGACCCUUUGGAGUAGUUACUUUGGGCACCCCCUGUUUUGCCACAGAACCUUCCUUCCUAGCUCCCCACAUUCCAUGCCAUUCUGAUYCUUCAGAUUAUGCUCCAGUGGCUCGGGAGGUUGAAGCAGAAGGAACAUGAGUUCAGAGCCAGCCUUAGCAACUUAA